CGCAUGACAUUGACAUUUCGUAAGCAACGUAAACAUUUGCCGUAAAGUUUGGUACCUAUUUGGAUAUUUUUAAAAUGCUGAUUGCUGCGAAUAUAAACUAUUAAAAUAUGGAUAACUUAAGCUUAAAAGAAAUUCAAAGCAAACUACUACUAUGGGAGGCCGCCGAAAAUCCUCUGGCGCCGCUGACAUCCUCUCAACGUGAAGCGAUACUAGACUUGGAAUCUAUAUCACACGAAGAGGAUUAUCCGUCGAAAUCUGAGGAAGAAUCACAACACUAUGACAAUGAUUCUACAGACAAUAUUCCAGAAAUUAACACAACCUAUGACUUUCUUAAUUGGUAUGAGAAUUUGAAUGAAACAAAUCUAAAAACACUUGAUGCUCCAUAUGAAGACUAUUACAAGCAGUUGGAAGCCAGAAGAGAUGAGUGUAUAUCACUCAAUAAUCAAAUAGCGGCCACAAUGUCUGAUCUGGACAAGCUGUCGGAGGAGUACAAGUUUGUGUCCAACAAAACAAAUGCCCUCCACACCAUGAGUGAACAGCUGCUAGCUGAUCAGACUAAACUGUCAGAGAUUGGGGAUGACAUAAAACAGAAACUACAUUAUUUCACUCAAGUGGAGCAUUUAUCACAGAGACUGAACAGUCCCACCAUGUCGGUCAACAGUGAAUCAUUCUUUGUAGUUUUGGCCAAGAUUGAUGAGUGCUUGGAGUACAUGAAGGCCAAUACAACUUUCAAGGAAUCGCACACUUAUUUAGUAAAAUAUAGACAUCUUCAAAGCCGAGCUAUAUCGCUCAUCAAGGCAUAUGUUAUACAUGUACUGAACAAUGCAACAGAACAGGUUUUGACGCCUGAUGAACCUACAGAAAGAGAGACGGCGGAUGCCGCAUAUGCGGUGUAUUUUGGCAAGUUUCAAGCUGCAGCACCGAAAUUAAAAUAUGUUAUUAGUGAAAUUGAGAAGAGAGCCGAUAACAGCGAAGAAUACGCGGCCCUGCUAUCCGACCUGUGUACGGAGUACGCUAACCGCCGGCGGCGUCUGUCCGUCUCCCGUACACCCUCACACCGCGAGCACGCGGCCCAGCUCCGAGCCGCAUGCUCCGCGCUGGCUCUGGCUGUGCGCGAUGAGUGCGCGCUGUACGAGCACUUCUUUAGCAGGCCCUCGACGGCGUUAGACGAGUACCUCCACUCCCUCUGCAACGGUCUGUACGAGGGCAUGCGGCCAGCCAUCAUCCACGUGAACCACCUGGAGACGCUGGCGGAGCUGUGCGUCAUACUGCGCGUCGAGGUCAUCGAGGAGCAGGUCAACUCGGACCCAACUCUAGCGCCACUCGGUGCGGCGGCGCGCGCCUUACUACAAGACGCACAGGAACGGCUCGUGUUCCGAGCGCACGUGCAGCUGCGGGCUGACGUGUUACACUAUCGCCCGGCGCCCGGUGAUCUCGCUUAUCCUGAUAAACUGAUGAUGAUGGAGCAAAUCGCCCUAUCCCUCCAAGAACAAACCCUUAAACGCAGCGACAGCCGCAACUCCAUGGUGUCGGACAUUUCCGCGACGUCGCAGGAGGUCGCCAACAUUAACAUUGAAGCACAGAGGCGGCCGCAGGCGUCGCCGGCUGAUCUACAUGGUAUGUGGUACCCGGGGGUUAGGAGGACGCUCGCUGCACUGUCCAGAUUAUACAGGUGCCUAGAGAAGAGAGUUUUCCAAGGACUAGCUCAAGAAGCAAUAUCUAUAUGCGUUCAAAGCGUAGACAACGCGGCCAAGCAAAUAUCAGCAACAAAAACUAACAUAGACGGCGAAUUAUUUGAGAUCAAACAUUUGUUGAUAUUGAGAGAGCAAAUAGCUCCUUUCCAAGUUGAUUUUGUGGUAAAAGAAACUACGCUUGAUUUCAGUAAUAUGAAGAAUGCUGCGUACGGUUUGAUUCAAAGACCGAGACAGAUUUUCUCGCUGAAUAGCAAUAAUGCACUGCUUGAGUUUCUUCUAGAAGGCACGCCUAUGGUCAGAGAACAUUUGUUGGAUUCAAGAAAAGAGGUGGAUAGACAACUGAAGGGAUGCUGCGAGAGUUUCAUCAAACAUUGCACGGACAUUCUGGUUGGUCCGUUGAUCGAGUUUAUGGAAAAGAUUAACACUGUACCUCCCGGCGCCCAACUGCGAUCCCAGCAGUGGGCAACGCCAGAACAAUUGGCCGUUGUUGUGAAAGAAGCCCAGAAACGGAUCAAAAGCAACCUCGCACCGCUACAACGGUCCAUGCAGUUGUAUCUGUCUAACAAGGAAACUGAGUUCAUACUCUUCAGGCCUAUUAGGAACAACGUCGUCGGUUACUUCGGUCAAGUAAGUCAGCUGCUAACGAAUCCGAAUCACGCAUACUCGUACGAGGACGGUCUACUCGUAGCGUGCCCUACUCCGGAGCAAGUGGCCGUGUUCCUCUCAUCCGCGAGUCUGAUCAGCCAUAACGAGACUGUCCUGCCAUAUGGGAAGAAGAAACAGGCGGCGGUACGGAAACCCAGUGUUACCAGCGUACCUGAGAACACCGAGGAGAAACAAAAUGAAGAGACGAAUAAAUAAAGAGAACUAGCGCCACAAACAUUUAUCGUGCUAUCGAAGUUUCCAAAGUGCGUCGGUACGCGACAACGGAAAUAGGUAUGGAGAUACUUUGAGUCCCGGCAAAGGACAUAGGAUUCUUUUCA
Molecule: messenger RNA, 2677 nt
Organism: Aricia agestis (brown argus)
Lineage: Eukaryota; Metazoa; Arthropoda; Insecta; Lepidoptera; Lycaenidae
Gene: Cog3
Product: conserved oligomeric Golgi complex subunit 3
Exons: 12
Coding region: 108-2555 (815 amino acids)
Biological process (GO): intracellular protein transport; Golgi organization; intra-Golgi vesicle-mediated transport
Cellular component (GO): COG complex; membrane; cis-Golgi network
Source: RefSeq, a predicted model, not a curated record